Messenger RNA from Saprolegnia parasitica CBS 223.65, 183 nucleotides. RefSeq lists its product as hypothetical. The record is from RefSeq and is a predicted model, not a curated record. Lineage: Eukaryota; Oomycota; Saprolegniomycetes; Saprolegniales; Saprolegniaceae. The coding region runs from base 1 to 183 and encodes 60 amino acids. The transcript is spliced from 2 exons.
AUGGCUAUUGUCCAGUGCUCGGUCUCGGUCCAUAUCUUUAUUUGCCCUGCCGGGCUCGAAGAGAAAGAAUUUACGAGGAGGCGUUCAUUCACGGCGUUCCGUGGUAAGAAGAACAGUCCUGUAAUUCGCACGCCAAACGGGAUGUUACAGUCUUCUAUGAGCCACCCAAUGGCCAAGAUUUGA